AUGGGCCACCUCAGCGUCCUUCUCUUCCUGCUGGGGGCCCUCGGGGCCCUGGCGGAGCGCUGUGAAAUGCCACAGGUGAACAGCAAGCUGGUGGAGAUGCUGGGCCAGCGCCUCUUGCCCUGGAUGGACCGGCUCUCCCUGGAGGAGCUGAACCCCAGCAUCUACGUGGGCCUGCGCCUUUCCAGCCUGCAGGCUGAGGCCAAGGAGGCCCUGUACCUGCACAGCCUCAAGGUCCACUACCAGCAGAGCCUCCUGGGGUCUGCCACUAGCGACGGAGAGGAUAUUGGUGACGUCCAGGUCAAGCCAACCAUGGGUCAGCUGGCCCUCUACCUGCUUGCUCUCAGAGCCAACUGCGAGUUCAUUGGUGGCCACAAGGGGGACAGGCUGGUCUCACAGCUCAAAGGGUUCUUGGAGGAGGAGAAAAACGCCAUUGGGCAUACUCACAAGGGUCAACCUCACACGAGCUAUUACCAGUACGGCCUGGCCAUCCUGGCGCUGUGUGUCCAUCAGAAGCGGGUCCAUGACAGAGUGGUGGGCAAGCUCCUGUACGCUGUGGAACACGACCAGCCUGUGCACCGGGGACACCUCUCUGUGGAUACAGCAGCGAUCGCAGGCCUGGCCUUCACCUGUCUGAAACGCACUGACCUCAACCCUGAGCAGAGAGAACGGCUCACCUUGGCCAUCACGACAGUAAAGGAGAAGAUCUUGAAUGCCCAGACACCUGAGGGUUAUUUUGGGAAUAUCUACAGCACCCCACUGGCCCUGCAGAUGCUGAUGACUUCCUCCAUGCCCAACGUGAGACUGAGUCUGGUGUGCCACAAGGCAAGGGAUGCCCUGCUGACCAGUCUCCAAGGCAGAGGCUUCCAGAAUGUUCUCAUGCUUUCCCAGCUGUUGCCUGUCCUGAACCACAAGAGCUAUGUGGAUCUCAUCUUCCCAGACUGCCUGGCACCAAGAGCCAUAUUGGAACCAGCUACUGAGACUCCUCCGCAGCCCCACGUCUCAGAGGCCAUCCUGGUCGGACUGAAGGUCUCCAGUUUCUCUCCACCAUACAAGUACUCUGUCCCAGUCACUGCUGGAGCCUCCUUGGAGGAUGUCCUGAAGGAGGCCCAGGGCCAAGGAUUCACGUUUGGAACCCAGGCUUCCUUGUCUGGCCCCUACCUGACCUCUGUGAUGGGGAAAGAGGCUGGAGAAAGGGAGUUCUGGCAACUCCUCCAAGAAAAUGACACCCCCCUGCUGCAAGGUAUUGCUGACUACAUACCAAAAGAUGGCGAAACCAUCGAGUUGAGGCUGGUCACCUGGUAG
Molecule: messenger RNA, 1302 nt
Organism: Elephantulus edwardii (Cape elephant shrew)
Lineage: Eukaryota; Metazoa; Chordata; Mammalia; Macroscelidea; Macroscelididae
Gene: TCN2
Product: transcobalamin II
Exons: 9
Coding region: 1-1302 (433 amino acids)
Biological process (GO): cobalamin transport
Molecular function (GO): cobalamin binding
Source: RefSeq, a predicted model, not a curated record